Molecule: messenger RNA, 1464 nt
Organism: Limulus polyphemus (Atlantic horseshoe crab)
Lineage: Eukaryota; Metazoa; Arthropoda; Merostomata; Xiphosura; Limulidae
Product: N-acyl-phosphatidylethanolamine-hydrolyzing phospholipase D-like
Exons: 5
Coding region: 187-1383 (398 amino acids)
Biological process (GO): N-acylethanolamine metabolic process; N-acylphosphatidylethanolamine metabolic process
Cellular component (GO): cytoplasm; membrane-bounded organelle
Molecular function (GO): N-acylphosphatidylethanolamine-specific phospholipase D activity
Source: RefSeq, a predicted model, not a curated record
UUACCCUUUCGUUUAUUUUCUGGAACGCACUACUAGGUGGCCAAUGACAUAAUUUAUUAUUUUUUAUAUGAAGUGUUCUAGCAUACGAGAAAUCAAAUAAUACUGGAGUUACGUUGAAACCAAUGUUCUGUCCAAUGAGCCAACCUAUCCCCCACAUCUAGAGGUACCUUUAUUGACAAUCCUUUUAUGUGGCACCUUGUCAAAUGCUUUCUGAAAAUCCAGAUAUGCCACAUUCACACCUGUACCCUUAUCCACAUUAGGAGUGACCUCUUCAGUAAUGUCAAAAGAUUAGUAAAUUCAUGUCACGGACAGUUGAGAAUUUAUGUGAAAAUGACCACAAAAAAUAAGAAGUUAUCACUGGACUUGAGGAUGACUAAGAAAGGAGGAAAAGAAACAUUUGUAAAACUAACAAAUGGUAGUGCUUCUUCAGAGCUGAACACUCCCCCUGAAAUAUCUGAUUCUAGUUCCGAUCUUUCAAGUAAUAGUGAAAGAAAGUUAAUUAGGAGAAGUUCUCUCAUUUGCUCAACUGGAAUCGAUAAGUUUACCUAUGAUAGUGAUAAUGCUCAUGGCAAAAGCCAACUGCUAGAUUUUGAUGUGGAUACCGACCGUGCUGUACCAUGUACUAGUGAAGUCUCUUCUUUAAGCAUUAGUGAUCACAUUUCUGUUGCUAGUGAUGGAGAAACUAGUCCUACCAUCAAAAGAAAUUCAGUGGUACAUCCUGGUAGAGUAGACCUUCAACGAUCUCUUUGCAUUAAUGGAAGAUUUCAAAAUCCGUGGCCAACAUGGCGUCCUCCAACUAUUACAAAUAUCUUGAAGUUUGGGCUUUCAAAAGAUAAGAGUAACAUCCCAUCAAAAACUGAAUUGGACCUUAUUUUGCCCUUGACAAUGCCAGACUUCUCUGAAAUUGACUCAUCUCCGAAAGAAGGUAUCAGGGUAACCUGGAUUGGUCAUGCUACAGUUUUAGUGCAGAUUGAAGGAAUAAACCUUCUGACAGAUCCUAUGUUCAGUGAACGAGCUUCUCCUAGUCAAGUGGUUGGGCCUAAAAGAUAUCGAGAUGCACCAUGUUCAAUCAGUGACUUACCAACCAUUCAUGCUGUGAUCAUUAGUCACUCUCAUUAUGAUCACUUGGACUUGAAUUCAGUGACCCAAUUAAACAUCAGGUUUGGGUCUGAGCUACGAUGGUUUGUACCAAUGGGGUUACUUCCUUGGAUGAAUCAGGUGGGUUGUGACAAUGUGGUGGAGUUAGAUUGGUGGGAAGAAAAUUGUCUUCCUGACUUCAGUCAUGUUUCCUUUGUCUUCACUCCAACACAGCAUUGGUCAAAACGAACUAUUUCAGAUGACAACAAGGUAAGACCUAUUUUUCAUUUCAGGAAAGAACAAUAGUGAAUUGUGAAUAAGACAAAGAUUUCCAUGUAUUUACAAUGUAAUAAUUUAAAUCAGUGUUUCAAUAUCCUAUACAUGGAC